This is a messenger RNA of Raphanus sativus (radish), 861 nucleotides long. RefSeq lists its product as uncharacterized. The coding region runs from base 177 to 659 and encodes 160 amino acids. Lineage: Eukaryota; Viridiplantae; Streptophyta; Magnoliopsida; Brassicales; Brassicaceae. The record is from RefSeq and is a predicted model, not a curated record. The transcript has 4 exons.
AGCAAUGGUUAAAUCUUUGGUAUGGAAGUCAAAACGAGAGAGAUCAGAAACGGUGUUAUCUCGCCGCCGGUGCCGGAGUCCACCGUUGAUUGUAGCAACCGAAAGUAUUUAACCGGAGUUUCUCAAUCCGUAAUUGAGUACCAAAACGGGAAUCCAUUUGACUGUUGUUUAGAAAGAUGAAGAAGCUGCUGGAGUUUGGGAGAAAAGCAAUGUUCUAUGUGAGAGUACUCUCUGGGUAUGAAGAAAGGAGAAUCCGUAAUUACAGGUUGCAACUCGAGAAGCGUAUUCAGCAGGCCCAACAAAGGAAAGCAGAAAUAAACAGACUCCCAGAGAAGAUUGUGUUAUCUGAAGUCCGCCGCAUGGUUGAACAGAUGCAGAAUUUGAAUAAGCAGAUUGAGAAUACGGAGGCUCAGAUUGAAGACUACUUCAAACCGAUAGACAAGCAAGCUGGUACGAUAAUGGAGGUUCAGCUGGAAUCAGAGAAGAAAACGAUGGGGACAAUGAUGAACGCAACACAAGAGGAAACCAUCAGAAAAAUUGAAGAAGCUGAGAGGCUCGCUCGGGCACAUGGAAAUGCAAAUGCAACUGUAGAUGCAAACAUGGGAGAGAAAUUCCAAGAUUCACAAUCCUCUGCCAAUGAGAAAGUCCAAGCAAAAUAAAGUCAGUUUUUGUAUUCAGAGUCUUCUGAAAAAGUCCAAUGUUUCAGAUUCUCUGUUGGAUUUUAAUAAUAUGAAUUGACUGAAUAGAAUCAAGACCGAGAUUGUGUUCUGUUUAGCGUGCAAGAGAACUUAUAAGCUGGCUCUGGUUGAACUAUCCAACAGCAACCUCGUUUUUGUCAAUAUAGUAUAUUGCACCAUCGUG